AUGCAGCAACGCAUCCGUCCAAGGGGGGUCUUGCGGGAUGAUGUUGUGAUGAGCAUCUACGCUGACCGAGUGUCAGAAAGGAGGAAAAAGACGGCAAAAAGCAUGGCGCUGGCACGAAAAUAUGGCGUCACUGCAAAGGCGAUCAGAGACAUCUGGAAUCGCCGCACAUGGUGGCACGUCACGCAGCCUCUGUGGACUCAAGCUGAGAGGCUGGAGUAUGAGCGGACGGGACCCAAGAGGCAGAAGGCAGGAGCAUCCAAGCCUGCCGCCUCCAAUGCAGAAGGGAUGCGAAGCGAUCAGUCGGUGGGCUUGGGAGUGAGGAGCUUGGAAACGCUCUCCUUCGCUGACAGAAUCCUGCAUGGCAACAAUCAGAUGGUGUCAGGGCAGGAGGGUCAGGGUGAAGAAAACAGCUCCGAGGAAGAGAUUUCCUCCAACUCUGAUGGAUCUUCCUUUGGCUGUGACUCGGAUAAAGAAAUUUGCCGAGAGGCCAGCCUGAUGAGGACCGGUUUCACAGGACGUGCUACGCAAAGAAUCUUCAUGGAAAAUGAUCUGAUCCUCGAAGCCUACGAACAUUUCGUGCAGCGCAUGUCCUCUGGCACACAGCAUGCCUCCUUCCAGACUGUGAAGUCUUGA
Guillardia theta CCMP2712 is the source of this 633-nucleotide messenger RNA. RefSeq lists its product as hypothetical. The record is from RefSeq and is a predicted model, not a curated record. NCBI's taxonomy places the organism in Eukaryota, Cryptophyceae, Pyrenomonadales, Geminigeraceae. The coding region runs from base 1 to 633 and encodes 210 amino acids. The transcript is spliced from 2 exons.